Schizophyllum commune H4-8 is the source of this 1683-nucleotide messenger RNA. RefSeq lists its product as uncharacterized. The transcript is spliced from 2 exons. The record is from RefSeq and is a predicted model, not a curated record. Lineage: Eukaryota; Fungi; Basidiomycota; Agaricomycetes; Agaricales; Schizophyllaceae. Bases 1 to 1683 code for a protein of 560 amino acids.
AUGUCUAACAACCACGCACCCGUCGCGGCCCACGCGCCCCAAUCCCUCCCCUCCUUCGCGCAGACAUUUGGCACGCAACCACUCCCCCGCCCACCGCCAAACGGAAACGCCAAUGCCCUUCCCCCCCUCCAGGCUACCGACCCCAACUCCCGCAGUCGUCCCUCAAGUGAAGACCUCCCCCCGAUCGCUGGCGCAGGACGGAAGCGCACACACCAAGAUGUAGACAGCGCAAGCGAGGAUGAGGACCAGUCGGGCAGAGAAGACUCUGCACGUGCCUCGCAGGUCAAGAUCGAAGACGAACACGACCAGCUCGAGGGCAGCCCCCCGCCCGAGCGACGCACCCACGGCGAGGAGUCCUCUGCGGCCGGGCACGCCCGCGAUGCCAAGCUCUCGAAAAGGCGUCGUACCAUCGGCGAGACCCCGCGUCUGAAUAUCGACGUGCGCGUCCCCACGGACCAGAACGGCGGCACGCCCAUUUCGCCUGUCGUGAUGGGCCUCCCCGCCAUGCGCAAUCCCGCCGACCUCGACAAAGUCAGGUCCAUGAUAUCUGUCCGCCAACAGCAGGAAGAACUGAUCGCUCAGCGGCGAUCCAGCGUGAGCGGGCCCUCGUCGGCCUCCAUGCUGCCUGGGCCGUCCUCGCCAAAGACUCAGUCCACUGCAAGAGCGUCUCGCCGCGGUUCCCCUCCCCCCAUCUCCGCCCACCGACUUGCGCACGGCCGCCGCUCGCGGCCUUCCAGUCCGACCGCGCUUAUCGGACCAGCGCAGCCGCCUCCGCCUCAGCACGUCGUCCCCAGCCAGGGCCACGGCAUCCCUCCCACUCAAUCUCUCCCACCACCUCCGAUCAGCUUCGCUCGCCGGCGCGCCGCCCAACUUGGUUCGGGGAAGAAGAAGCCGGCCGAUCUGAACAUCAGCCCACGGGAGGCGCACACGCCCGAGCAGCUCCAACCCGCCAUUCAGAGCGCGCCUCCUAUCCCACACGGCGGCCAGUCGUCCUACGGACGCUUCCCGAUGAGCAUCCCUCGGCUGCCGUCUGUCCUCGGUCACGAUAAUUCGCGAAGCAUGGUGACAGGGCAGGUGCCACCGACGCCGACACGCUUCUCUGUGAAUCGCGGGCCUGCGCCCCCCGCAAUUACCGUCACACAACCUAUCUCGAACUUGCGGAAAUCCCCACCGACGCCCUCGGUACCAAUAUCGACAGGCCUUGUGCCACCUACACCGACAACGCUCAGGCAUCCUCCAGCUCAGGACAAGGCCGCUUUCCUCGCUCCCUUUGAACUAUUCUACGAGGCCUUGAACGACUCUCGCCAGCUCAAAGGCUGGCUAGCCGAGCAGCUGCAGCGCUCGCAAGCCCUCGCGCACAACCUUUCUGCCCAGCAGAAGGAGCUCGCCGAGACUGUCGACGCGCUGGUAGAGAAGCGCACCGCGGGCAUGCGUGCCGAGAUAGCGGGCCUGCAGCGGCGCGUGGAAGAGCUCGAGGACGAGCUUCGGUACGAUACAAGAAUGCGCGGAAGGCGGAACGGCGCGGAGCAGCAGCCGUACACAUUCCCACCCGACCCGCCACGCUCGGCGCAUUUUAAGCCGCCCUCGCUCGCCGGGUGGUCCUCGGAGAACGACCGGGAGCACAUUCGCGAGAACGCAGGUGCGUGGAUAGAGCCGCUCGUCAUCCUCUUCUACGGCGGAUAG